AUGGCUGGUCAGGGAAAUCCAGAGCUCUAUCGUGUCCUUGCAACCCUGAAUAGCUAUAUUCCUCGUACAAACACGCCAACAAAUAGCCAUCCUAUAGGUCCAUCAGGGGCCGAUAGCUAUGCUACUCCCGUUGCCACCUUGCCGUUCCAAUCCACAUCUUCAAUCCCAGGGCUAGGAUUUCUGUCUCAACCAGUGAGCGAGAUCAAGCCUAUCACACCACCACCAAUAUCACGAUCUCACACUCAGACUUCUGUUCAGCAAGCCCGGCUCCCAGUGGCUCCUGCUCCAAUCUCGCGUGACAGAUCCACCACUCCAGCAAUCCCAGAUGCUUCGACCAUCACUACCUGGCCAGCGGCAUUGAAACAUGUCACUAAAUAUCUGGUCCCAGACGAAAAAGUGUCUGCGCGAAUCAAGCAUCUCAUUACCGAACAGCAUAAGCAUGAGCGCCAGUGGUGGGCUGGCAGAGAGGCUAUCAUGGCUCGGCAAGAAGGACGAACCGGCACUUCUCAGCAGGUUGCGGCUUUGCUACAGUCAAUUGGUGGUAAAGCAGUACCAGUAGCCCCAAGUGACCCGAAAGCCAAUGCAGCAGAACUGGCAGCAUACGAUAGAAAAGUGUUCGCUGGGCUUGUGGCAUUGGCAUCAGACUAUGACCGACAGCUGAAGAAUUUGGGAAUCCCCUUCUACUCAAUAAAGCACGAGCUGGUGAUACUGGAACAAGGGCCGGAAAAGGCUGGGAACUUGAAAGGAAGAAUCGACAAAGGCGAAUUGAGAGAAUUGCAGAAAAGGAUGCUUCAGACUCUGGAGGAUCUAUUUGGGGAUUGA
Molecule: messenger RNA, 822 nt
Organism: Exophiala bonariae
Lineage: Eukaryota; Fungi; Ascomycota; Eurotiomycetes; Chaetothyriales; Herpotrichiellaceae
Exons: 1
Coding region: 1-822 (273 amino acids)
Source: RefSeq, a predicted model, not a curated record